Molecule: messenger RNA, 1227 nt
Organism: Molossus molossus (Pallas's mastiff bat)
Lineage: Eukaryota; Metazoa; Chordata; Mammalia; Chiroptera; Molossidae
Gene: MRPL44
Product: mitochondrial ribosomal protein L44
Exons: 4
Coding region: 1-996 (331 amino acids)
Biological process (GO): primary miRNA processing; regulation of gene expression; rRNA processing
Cellular component (GO): nucleus
Molecular function (GO): double-stranded RNA binding; ribonuclease III activity
Source: RefSeq, a predicted model, not a curated record
AUGGCGUCGGGGCUGGGGCGGCUGCUGCUGCGGGCGCCUCGCUGCCUCCUGGCGCCGGCCGCGCCCGCCCUCGCCCCGCCGGUGCGGGAAGUGAAGAGCUUCCGCGCCGCCGUCCGCUUCCAGAAGGAGCUGGAGCGGCGGCGCCUGCUCCGGUGCCCGCCGCCGCCCGUCCGCCGUUCAGAGAAGCCCAACUGGGAUUACCAUGCUGAAAUACAAGCAUUUGGACAUCGGCUACAGGAAACCUUUUCCCUCGAUCUUCUCAAAACUGCAUUUGUUAAUAGCUGCUACAUUAAAAGUGAGGAGGCCAAACGACAAAAACUUGGAAUAGAUAAAGAAGCCGUUCUUCUGAAUGUUAAAGAUAAUCAAGAACUAUCUGAACAAGGCUCAUCUUUUUCACAAAGUUGCCUCACACAGUUUCUUGAGGAUGCAUUCCCAGACUUGCCCGCUGAAGGUGUUCAAAGUCUUGUUGACUUUCUCACUGGUGAGGAAGUCGUGUGUCAUGUGGCUAGGAACUUGGCUGUUGAGCAGUUAACGCUGAGUGCGGAAUUUCCAGUCCCCCCGGCUGUAUUACAGCAGACUUUCUUUGCAGUAAUUGGAGCCCUGCUACAGAGCAGCGGCUCUGAGAGGACCGCACUUUUCAUCAGGGACUUCUUAAUUACUCAACUGACUGGGAAAGAACUCUUUGAGAUUUGGAAGAUCGUCAAUCCCAUGGGGCUGCUGGUGGAAGAGUUGAAAAAAAGGAAUAUUUCAGCUCCUGAGUCGAGACUUACCAGGCAGUCUGGGAGCACCACAGCCUUGCCUGUGUAUUUCGUUGGCUUAUACUGUGAUAAAAAGCUGAUUGCAGAAGGACCUGGGGAGACAGUCCUGGUUGCAGAAGAGGAAGCUGCUCGAGUGGCCCUCAGGAAGCUCUAUGGGUUCACUGAGAACAGACGGCCGUGGGAUUAUUCCAAACCCAAAGAGAAUUUCAGAGCAGAAAAGACCAUCACUGCCAGCUAGCCAGCCAAAGACGUGGGAACCUGAAGUUUGUGAGCCAGGCAUUGAGACAAGUGUCAGGUGUUCAAAGUUGGACAUUUUUCAAAUUGUAAAGGAAUGUGUUUUAUUCCUUAAACUGAGUUCCUAAAAUUAAACAAGUCUUCAUCAGGGCACAUGUUUUUUUUCUUAAAUUAUUUUUGUUUCCUCAUCUUUUUUGAUGUUUUCCCAGUAAAUUUUUCCAUGGUCUUUGAUUUU